AUGUUCUUCACAGCCAUCCGUCUCGGCUCACGAACGACAUAUCGUGGAGCCAAAGGUUCUGGCUCCGGCGCCUCUACGCGCACGUCGGCAUUCUCGUCACCCAAAUCGCGCAAUUCCGCACUGGGCGCGCUUGCGACUGGCACCAUCUUCAAACGCUCGCAACGCGGACUUUACGACGGCAAGAUGAUCCAGUCCGGCCACAACGUGCCGAAAUCGCGGCAGAAAACCGCACGAACCUGGUCACCCAACAUCCAGAGCAAAAAACUGUGGUCCAACACGCUCGACCGCUUCGUGCGCGCCAAAGUGUCGACGAGCGCACUCAGAUCCAUGGACAAAAUGGGCGGCUUGGACAUCUACCUCGCCAAGACCAGCUCGGAAAAACUCGGCGAAUGGGGUAGAAACUUGAGAGAUACCCUGGCACUGAGACUGCGCAGUAAAAGAUUGAAGCUCGAGAGGACUGCUAGACAGUUGUAG
This is a messenger RNA of Mycosarcoma maydis (corn smut), 474 nucleotides long. RefSeq names its product mitochondrial 54S ribosomal protein bL28m. Gene Ontology annotation, cellular component: ribosome; mitochondrial large ribosomal subunit. Gene Ontology annotation, molecular function: structural constituent of ribosome. Lineage: Eukaryota; Fungi; Basidiomycota; Ustilaginomycetes; Ustilaginales. Gene Ontology annotation, biological process: translation. The record is from RefSeq and is a predicted model, not a curated record. The transcript has a single exon. Bases 1 to 474 code for a protein of 157 amino acids.